Molecule: messenger RNA, 180 nt
Organism: Nomascus leucogenys (northern white-cheeked gibbon)
Lineage: Eukaryota; Metazoa; Chordata; Mammalia; Primates; Hylobatidae
Product: beta-defensin 103A-like
Biological process (GO): defense response to bacterium; cell chemotaxis
Cellular component (GO): extracellular region
Molecular function (GO): chemoattractant activity; CCR6 chemokine receptor binding
Source: RefSeq, a predicted model, not a curated record
AUGAAGAUCCAUUAUCUUCUGUUUGCUUCACUCUUCCUGUUUUUGGUGCCUGUUCCAGGUCAUGGAGGACUCAUGAACACAUUACAGAAAUAUUAUUGCAGAGUCAGAGGCGGCUGGUGUGCUGUGCUCAGCUGCCUUCCAAAGGAGGAACAGAUUGGCAAGUACUCGAUGUGUGGCUGA